AUGGUAGCGCUUGACUGGCACGCCAUUUCCCACUUUCACUUCUGGUCCAACCAGGGAUUCCCAGUGAUCUUUUGGGACAUGAGUGUCCAUGUGAAAGGUGUUGAUACUAGUGUCUGCAAUUUUCUGCGCUCCUCAUUGUCAAUAACACCACUAGGCCCAGCGUUGUGUAUUGGAAAUGGUGAAACUGGAUUCUCCAGUUCUGAGGGUUCUGCAGUCGAGUUCUGGGUAGGAAUGUACGGUAAUGGAGGCGAGUCACGAAUCCUACUAGAGUUGGAGCUGUUAGCACACGAGGGUCAAGUCGAAUUCUAUCAGCGCCCCCCACUCAGAACUACCUCGGGACGGCUUAUGCCCUUCUAA
This is a messenger RNA of Aspergillus nidulans FGSC A4, 357 nucleotides long. RefSeq lists its product as uncharacterized. The record is from RefSeq and is a predicted model, not a curated record. Lineage: Eukaryota; Fungi; Ascomycota; Eurotiomycetes; Eurotiales; Aspergillaceae. Bases 1 to 357 code for a protein of 118 amino acids. The transcript has 3 exons.